Molecule: messenger RNA, 2611 nt
Organism: Juglans regia (Persian walnut)
Lineage: Eukaryota; Viridiplantae; Streptophyta; Magnoliopsida; Fagales; Juglandaceae
Product: protein STRUBBELIG-RECEPTOR FAMILY 7-like
Exons: 16
Coding region: 190-2328 (712 amino acids)
Biological process (GO): protein phosphorylation
Molecular function (GO): protein binding; protein kinase activity; ATP binding
Source: RefSeq, a predicted model, not a curated record
AAAGCUCUCUGUGGCUUUGGAUUCUUCUGGCAAAUCGUGCCUGCCAGCUUUUCUCGGGCAUUGGCUGCAAAUGUAGGUUACAAAGUAUAAUCUGAUAAAAAAUUAAGGGAAGAAAAAAAGAGGGAGGAAAGACCAUCUGGGUCGGAAAUUCUGAGCUCAGAGUGUGUGACUGAGAGAUUUAGAGAAGAGAUGUCGGAGAGCUGGAGGGGGCUGGUUGUGGUGGUCUUCAGCAUCUGCAUUUUGGGAUGGAGGCCAAGUUCCAUUAAUGCUGCCACAGAUCCAGCUGACGCUGCUGUUCUAAGGGGUAUGUAUAGUAGUUUAAAUUCACCUUCUCAGCUAACCCAGUGGAGUUCAACUGGUGAUGAUCCAUGUGGGCAGUCAUGGAAAGGCGUUACUUGUUCAGACAAUCGAGUAACUGAAAUUAAAUUAUCUGGGCUUGGACUUUCUGGAUCAAUGGGGUACCAGCUCUCAAGUUUGGCAUUGUUAACCAACCUGGACAUGAGCAACAAUAAUCUUGGAGGCGGGAUACCUUAUUCGCUUCCUCCAAAUGUGACGCACCUGAAUCUUGCUUCUAAUAACUUUAAUGGAGGUCUCCCUUAUUCCAUUUCUCUAAUGGUUUCUCUUAAAUACCUAAACGUCAGUCACAAUCAGCUACAGGACCAACUGGUUGACAUGUUUGGGCAACUUUCUUCACUGACCACAAUGGAUGUCUCAUUCAAUUCUCUGUCGGGCAACCUUCCACAGACUUUUAGCUCCCUCUCAAGUAUGAGCUUAAUGUAUUUGCAAAACAACCAGUUUGUAGGCACCAUUAAUGUCCUUGGUAAUCUUCCCCUGCAGACUCUGAAUGUUGAAAACAACCAUUUCAAUGGCUGGAUUCCUGAUCAGUUGAAAAACAUUAAUCUGCUUAAGGAUGGCAACUCAUGGAAUUCAGGGUCUGCACCUCCACCUCCACCUGGUACACCACCAGCCAGCAAAAAUCCUAAUCACAAAUCUGGCAGUAAUAAUAGCCCAUCAGAUGGUGCGGGAGGUGGAAAUAAGUCAGGAAUAGGGGGUGGUGCCAUAGCAGGAAUAGUGAUAUCCAUCUUGGUUGUUGGGGCAAUAGUUGCAUUCUUUUUAAUUAAGAGAAGAUCCAAGAGGUCAUUGUCAGAUAUUGAAAAGCUUGAUAAUCAGCCCUUCGCCCCUCUUGCUUCAAAUGAAGUCCAAGAAAUGAAGUCGAUACAAACUUCAUCCAUAAUCAAGACACAUUCUUUUGAUACUACUGCCUCAAUAAAUCUUAGACCCCCGCCCAUCGAUCGUCACAAAUCAUUUGAUGAGGAUGAUUUUCCAAAGAAGCCAAUUGUUGCCAAGAAAGCUAAUACAGCUCUUAUAAAUGUGACGUCAUAUUCGAUAGCAGACCUGCAGAUGGCUACUGACAGCUUUAGUGUGGAAAAUCUUCUCGGCGAGGGGUCUUUUGGACGCGUUUAUCGAGCUCGAUUUGAGAACAAUGUUCUUGCUGUGAAGAAAAUAGAUUCAUCUGCCUUUCCAGGUGAAUUGUCUGAAGAAUUCACAGAGAUGGUUUCAAACAUCUCACAGUUGCAUCAUCAAAAUGUCACAGAGCUAGUUGGUUAUUGUUCAGAACAUGGGCAGCACCUGCUAGUUUAUGAAUUCCAUAAAAGUGGCUCACUUCAUGACUUCCUGCAUCUAUCUGAUGAUUACAGCAAACCAUUGACAUGGAACUCUCGUGUCAAGAUUUCUUUGGGAACUGCACGAGCAUUGGAGUACCUACAUGAAGGUUGUUCUCCAUCAGUAGUUCACAAAAAUAUCAAGUCAGCCAACAUACUGCUGGAUGCAGAACUUAAUCCUCACCUGUCAGACUCUGGCCUGGCAAGCCAUAUCCCAAAUGCAGAUCAGGUUUUGAACCAGAAUGCAGGGUCUGGAUACAGUGCACCUGAAGUUGCUAUGUCUGGCCAAUAUACUCUUAAGAGUGAUGUCUACUGUUUUGGGGUGGUAAUGUUAGAACUUCUUAGUGGGCGUAAACCAUUUGAUAGCACAAGGCCAAGAUCUGAGCAAUCCUUGGUUAGAUGGGCUACACCUCAGCUCCAUGAUAUUGAUGCUCUUGGAAAAAUGGUUGAUCCAGUGCUUAAAGGGCUCUACCCAGUUAAAUCUCUCUCCCGGUUUGCUGAUGUUGUAGCUCUGUGUGUCCAGCCGGAGCCUGAGUUCCGACCACCUAUGUCAGAAGUGGUUCAAGCACUUGUUCGGUUAGUGCAACGAACAAACAUGAGUAAGAGAACAAUUGGAAGUGAUCAAGGAGCAUCCCUAAGAACUGAAAACUUGGACACGCAAGAGUGAAUCAUGCAUCCAAUGGCUGCAAAAUUGUUGUUUGAUAAAGCAGAUCAGGAAAGUAAAGUUACCUGGUUUGCCUUGUUUAUUUUCCUUUUUCCUUUUUACUCCCUAGAUGGAGCUUAUGUCGCCUGCUGCACCAUUUGAUACCAGAAGUAGAAGCUUGUGCAAUAUGUUUGUUGAUAUUACAUGUUUGACAAUUCUGUCAUUGCUGAAAGUUUUUAAAAGAAUCGAACUGGACGCAGAAAGUAACUUGAAGCAUGAGGAGAUAUUAAAUUCUUUUUUUAUUUAA